AUGAACCCAGCCGGCUCAAUCGCUCUGGCCCUCUUCCUGACAACCUUCGGUGUAAUCUUCUUCUGGUACAUCUGGGUCAAGGUUUUCGAAUGGGAGCUCGCCAUCUGGUACCGCAGCACCGUCGAGCGUCGCAAGGAACUCGAGCUUGAGGCUAGAAGUAUUGAUUUGGAGAUGGGAAGAGGAAGUGUGGCUGCUAGCAAGGCACCUAGCAAGCAUGGAAGCAAGAAAUCUGGAGGAGGAGGAAGCAAGCAUGGAAGCAAGGCUGCUAGCAAGAAGUCGGGUAGCAAGGGCGGAGGGGGAAGCAGACAUGAUAGCAGAUCGGGAAACAAGGCUUGA
Aureobasidium musti is the source of this 336-nucleotide messenger RNA. NCBI's taxonomy places the organism in Eukaryota, Fungi, Ascomycota, Dothideomycetes, Dothideales, Saccotheciaceae. The record is from the annotation of a GenBank genome assembly.